UUAUAAACAACGAUGCCAAGGGGAAACAGAUUCUUUGGUUCGGUCGGUUCGGUUAACUUUGGUUGUAACCGGUUACUCUGGACUUGAUUUCUAUCACGUGAAAGGCCCCCCUUAAAUAAGAAAACCCUAAAUGAAAGCAGUGAACCCUAACCCCAAUGGCGACGGGAAGAAGAAGAUCAAUCCCAGAGUCAGUAACCGUGCAGAUCAUCGCGAGGUUACCUCUGAGAAGCAUCGCGAGAUUCAAAUCUGUCUGCAAACAAUGGAGAUCACUGAUAGAAUCGUCCUACUUCCGCAGCCUCUUCGUCUCUCUCCACCGAAACGCAUCUUCCUCCUCCUCCUCGUGGUCUCUAAUGUUCCCAAUCAAGUUUAAGAAUCCCAUCACAGAAGCUAUAGGCUUCCACGGAUGCAAAACAUGGGAUCUCCCCAAAUCCCUAGCCUCUUAUCUCAUCCCUUUUCAGCUCUAUCCCAAUCACUCCACCUUAGACUAUUACUACAUAGCUUCUUCAAAUGGAUUGGUUUGGAUCGAAGUAUGCUUCGGCCUUGACGAAAACCGCAAUAUCGAAGCCAAAUUUUUCGUGGGCAAUCCAGUCACGCGAGAAUGGGUUGAGAUCCACCAGCCUCAGGAUCCUUCCACCAUUGCCACUAGUAUUGUAACGCGUGUUGUGAACGGCGUCGUUUCGAGCUUUAAAUUGAUUAAUACUACUUAUGAGGUUAAUGACACAAACGAUGUGCGGAGCAUGUACGUGUAUUCUUCUGAGACAGGGGCGUGGUCUUUCAAGCGGAUUCGCUCCCCUGUUCCUCUCCAGCGAGCUGGUUUUAACAAGCCCUUGAUUCUCAACGGGACUGUUUACGUGUGGGACAAGAGAGUGGACGAUGGUGAUACUGCCCCUGGAGUUCUGGUAGCUUAUGACUUUUUCGCUGAAGAAGAUGAUGAUCUGUGUCGGAUUAUACCUCUCCCUGGACUGUACAACGAGUACGUUAGGAGAUGCUUGAGUUCUUCAGGUGGAGAUGUUAUCUACGUUGAGAUAUUGGAUCGAAGAUUGAAGGUUUGGAAGCUGAAGAGUGACAACUCUGAUGGAGAAUGGUGGCGGUUGACUAGGGAGGAGAUCGACAUGGCGUCUGUCGGCUUUGAUGUCGAUUGUUUUCCUUUGGGAGUUAACCCGUUUGAUACUGGUCUGGUCUAUCUAUGGAGUAGACAGCACAGCUGUGUGGUAUCUGGUAACUUAAGGACUCGAGAGUUUACUCUUCGUGAGGAAACGGAGACUUGGAGUGAUGGUGAAGGUAGUUGGCGCGUAAACACGUCCGAUUCUAAGAAGUAUAUGGAAGGAGUAUAUGAACUUAAUACAGCUUUGGUCAUCACGUUAUCACAAUCUGUGCCCCCACAGUGGAUGGAUCCGGUGCCUCGCCCGCCAUAUUGACAUCUUUCUUUUGUCACUUUCUCCAAUGUUUUUUUUUUGUGUGUUUUGUUUUGUCUCGUUUAUAGUAAGGACACUUUGUUUCAGGUCUGCUCUUUUGUGAUGACUUAGUUGCUCUAUAAGUUAACUUGCGUUAUUACAUUAGCUGUGCAAUCUAUCUACUUAUUUA
Messenger RNA from Brassica napus (rape), 1584 nucleotides. Its product is annotated as F-box protein At1g49990. Bases 156 to 1418 code for a protein of 420 amino acids. The transcript has a single exon. NCBI's taxonomy places the organism in Eukaryota, Viridiplantae, Streptophyta, Magnoliopsida, Brassicales, Brassicaceae. Gene Ontology annotation, molecular function: protein binding. The record is from RefSeq and is a predicted model, not a curated record.